AUGUCUGACAACCCAGAGAAGCCUCGACCUCUGAUCCCAACCCAAUGGAACAAAGCACGAGGUUCACCACUUCCUACGUGGAUACCACAGCGCACGUCCGAACUUCGCACGGCCAUUGAGAAGGUUGAUAAGGCUAUUGAAGAGCUUGUCAAACCAAAGCCAGUCACACACGAAGAGGAUGACUCCAAAGCUACAGGCAUUGACAUUCCAAAAGAUCUCUCAAAGUACAGAGAUUGGGUAGCUGAACGUCAUUCCGCGUGGGACGCCGCAGGAUUACCAACACAGGAUGAAGACAUACUCGCGAAAUACAACAUCCCAGAUGAUGUUAGCAGUGAUAAGAAGACGUGGCCGGCUUCUCUCCAGAAACUAGGUAUUACGGCAAUCAAAAUUGACGAAGACACGACUACAUACCCAUGGGGAAAGCUCGCAAUGGCUUUACAGCGAACUCUGGCAAAAGCUAAGAGUUACGAUAGGGACUCCUUGUUUAGCGAUGUCGCCAGAAAAGCCUUGAGAUGGAUCUAA
Messenger RNA from Aspergillus pseudoviridinutans, 522 nucleotides. RefSeq lists its product as uncharacterized. The record is from RefSeq and is a predicted model, not a curated record. NCBI's taxonomy places the organism in Eukaryota, Fungi, Ascomycota, Eurotiomycetes, Eurotiales, Aspergillaceae. Bases 1 to 522 code for a protein of 173 amino acids. The transcript has 2 exons.